Messenger RNA from Loxodonta africana (African savanna elephant), 272 nucleotides. It is a transcript of the gene SPINK1, whose product is annotated as serine peptidase inhibitor Kazal type 1. Lineage: Eukaryota; Metazoa; Chordata; Mammalia; Proboscidea; Elephantidae. The transcript has 3 exons. Gene Ontology annotation, molecular function: serine-type endopeptidase inhibitor activity; protein binding. Bases 1 to 198 code for a protein of 65 amino acids. The record is from RefSeq and is a predicted model, not a curated record.
AUGAAGGUAACAAGCAUCUUUCUGCUCAGUGUUUUGGUCCUGUUCAGUUUAUCCGAUAACACUAAAGCUAACUGCCUGGGAAGAGAGGCUAUAUGUACCAAUGAUGUUAGUGGAUGCACCAAGAUCUAUAACCCUGUAUGUGGGACUGAUGGAAAUACUUAUUCCACUGAAUGCAUGCUAUGUAUGGAAAAUAAGUGAGUAUAAACUUGAAUUUUUUAAAAAAAUAUGUAUUUUAAGCUACUUGUCUUCAAACUUUUAUAUAUCUAAUGACU